GCCGUCUUACGGUGUGGAAUCUUCCCUGAUCAUGGGCUCUGCCUACCUGAUGUCAGCGACACCCUUGGCUACAGUCACCAAAAAGCCACUGAAAAUUUCAACCCUGGAUCAAGCCUUCCGUUCUCCCCGAUCACCAAGGUUGCUGCAUUGCCCUCUAUCGGCGGCCUAGAGUUUUGCCAGACCUUGGACCCAGAAGUUUCUUCCUCUAUCCUGAUGGUCCGGAGUUUCAGUUUCAUUUCUCUUGGCCUCGGGAGAGGGAGGGGCUGCUGGUGGGCUGAACCCGGGUGCUGAGCAAAGCCUGCCCCUGGCUUUUCCUCACAGCUUCAACCUGGAGGGCUCAGAGGUGAGGGUCCAAAGGAUACGAAGUGACCGUGCUCUUCUAAGUUGCCUUUCAGAUUGCUAUACCGUCAUUUUAUAAUCUGCCUAGCCAUCCAGCAGUCCGUAAGAAAGAAGAGCCUCAGAAGUUAGGGCAAGAAAAGGCAGGGAAGCAGUAGAAUGGCUUCAACAGUUCCGAUGAAUGGAGAGAAGGAGGCCAUUUGCCCUGUCUGCCAAGAACUUUUGAAAGAACCCGUGAGCCUAGGCUGUGGCCACAAUGCAUGCCAAGCCUGCAUCACCACGAACAAGAAGAAUGCAGUGAUCAACCCCAGAGGGAGAAGCAACUGUCCCGUGUGUGGUACUAGAUUCUCAUUUGAAAAUCUACAGGUUAAUCAACAUCUAGCAAACGUAGUAGAGAGACUCAGGGAAGGCAAGUUGAACCUGGACGUUGGAGAAAAAAGAGAUCUCUGUAUCCACCAUGGAGAGAAACUCCUUCUCUUCUGUAAGGAAGAUAGAAAGAUCAUUUGCUGGGUUUGUGAGCGUUCUCAGGAGCAUCGUGGUCACCACACUUUCCUCCGGGAGGAAGCAGUCAAGGAAUGUCAGGAGAAUCUCCAGAAUGCUCUCAGGAGGCUGAGGAAGGAGCAGGAGAAGGCAGAGAAAUUGGAAGCUGACAUUGAAGAAGACAGAAUUUCCUGGAAGUGCCAGAUCCAGACUGAGAGACAGAGGAUACAAACGGGUUUUGAUCAGCUCAGAAGAAUCCUGGACGAGGAGGAGCAGAGAGAGCUGAAAAAACUUGGGGAAGAGGAGCAGCUGAUACUCGCCAGCCUGGCGGAGGCAGAAGCUGAGCUGGCUCAUCAGAGCCAGGUGGUGCAGGAACUUAUUUCAGAUCUGGAGCUUCGGUGCCGGUGGCCAGCGGCGGAGCUGCUGCAGGAUAUGAGCGGUACCUUGAAAUGGAGUCAAAUCUGGACGUUGAAGAAGCCAAAAGCGGUUUCUAGUAAACUGAAGAAGAUAUUCCAAGCUCCUGAUCUGAGCGACAUGCUCCGACAGUUUAGAGAGUUAACAGCUGUCCGGGGCUAUUGGGCGGAUUUCACAUUUAAUCCAGAAAACCUAAAUUUGAAUCUUAUUCUUUCAGAAGAUCACAGACAAGUGACAUCUGUGCCUAUUUGGCCAUUUAAGUGUUAUAAUAAUGGUAUCUUGGGCGCCAAAUGUUUCUCCUCAGGGAAACAUUACUGGGAAGUGGAUGUGUCUAAGAAGAAUGCCUGGACGCUGGGAGUUUACGUUAGAAAACGUACUUUAAAGUUUGAUGUCAGGAGAGGCAAAAAUAAGCCAAAUGUUUGCCACAGAUAUAAACCUCAGAAUGGCUACUGGGUUAUAGGGUUACAGGAUGGAUCAAAGUAUAGUGUCUUUGAGGAUUCUUCCAACUGUGACCCUACCGUUCUGACCCCCUUUGUGGCUGCCCCUCUCCAGCGGGUUGGGGUUUUCCUUGACUGUGAAGAGGGCAUGGUGUCCUUCUUCAAUGUCACAAACCAUGGGUCACUCAUUUACACGUUCUCUCAAUGCUGCUUUCCCCACCCUGCUUAUCCAUACUUUAAUCCUUGGGACUGCCCAGUUCCCAUGACCCUGUGCCGUCUGAACUCCUGAGUUUGCUCAUUCUCAUCCAUUUCUGAUAUUACUGCUUGCCUUGAGGCUCGCCUUCAUCUGGACAUACCCGUGCCAUUCAAGCAUUUCUUCCCAUGGUCUCCCUUCUGUACUUUAAUACUUUAAGUCGUGCUUAGAUGUGGUGAAUCUGGAAUCAUUUAGGAGAGAUGCUUACCCAUUUACUCUUGUUGAUAUCCUCAAAGACAGCUCAAAUCAAGCCGAGGGCUAGCUAGACCAAUCAGUAUAACAUCUAUGCCCUCUGACUUCUGUAUUUCCCUCUGUCUUCAAGAAAUGUGACAAAGCCAGUUAGCCACUCUUCCCUGUUAUUUAAACAAUCCAUAAGAACUGGCCUAGAAACCAUUACUAAUGAGAAUGUGUCGAUUUGCCCAAGAUAUCUCAUGUUCAACAGGGAGUCAAGGAAUAGAAAAUGUAAGCAGUAAUGAGCCUAGAGUAGAGUUAUUUCUGGUCUACAAAUUCAAGUCCUUUCUUUCACUAUAACAAAUACAGAGGUUUUUAAACUGUAAAUUGAAAUGCAUGUAACUUAAGAUGGUGUAUGAAACCAAGUAUCAGUAAAUAUAGAAUACUAACUUGACUGUCUUGUACAUAAUAAGGAUAUUUAUGAUUUCUGGACAUUAUAAGCCACAUGACUUAUUGGGCCUCAUGAGGCCUGGGCAUGAUGCCCAGUGUAACCUGCUGAGCCUAACUUGAGCUGGCGUGCAGCCUAGUGUAACUUCCUGAGCCUAGCUCGAGUUUGGAGACCUUUCUUUGACUAUAACUUCCGCACAGAAAGGGACUCAGCACAACCCGACCUAGGCCCGCCUCUGCCCAGCUACCACUAACGUGGCAGAAUAUUACUGGCCCUUGUUCCUUGCUCCACCUUGGCCCAUCCCAGGCUUUCCCCUCCACCCCAUAUCUCAGCCUAUACAAGUUCCUGCCUUAUAAUACAAUUAAACAAGACCUUGCUUUGA
Myodes glareolus (Bank vole) is the source of this 2921-nucleotide messenger RNA. NCBI's taxonomy places the organism in Eukaryota, Metazoa, Chordata, Mammalia, Rodentia, Cricetidae. The record is from RefSeq and is a predicted model, not a curated record.